Messenger RNA from Morone saxatilis (striped sea-bass), 1137 nucleotides. Its product is annotated as pepsin A-like. The coding region runs from base 1 to 1137 and encodes 378 amino acids. NCBI's taxonomy places the organism in Eukaryota, Metazoa, Chordata, Actinopteri, Moronidae. The record is from RefSeq and is a predicted model, not a curated record. Gene Ontology annotation, biological process: proteolysis. The transcript has 9 exons. Gene Ontology annotation, molecular function: aspartic-type endopeptidase activity.
AUGAAGUGGGUCUUUGUUGUGUGUGCCAUGGUGGCACUGUCUGAGUGCCUCAUUCAGGUCCCUCUGGAGAAGGGUAAGACAGCCAGGGAGUUCCUGGAGGAGCAAGGUCUGUGGGAGGAGUACAGGUUGAAGUACCCAUACAACCCCAUGGCCAAGUUUGACGACCGCUUUGCCGUGGGGAAGGAGCCCAUGACCAACGAUGCUGAUCUGGCUUACUAUGGAAUCAUCUCCAUUGGAACUCCUCCUCAGUCCUUCAAGGUCGUCUUUGACACUGGCUCAUCCAACCUGUGGGUGCCCUCCAUCUACUGCAACAGCCCAGCCUGCAAUAACCAUGACAAGUUUAACCCUGGACUUAGCAGCACCUACAAACGCAAUGGCAGUCCUCUCAGUAUCCAGUAUGGUACUGGCAGCAUGACUGGGUUCCUUGGAUACGACACUGUGACGGUGGGUGGGCUCGCUGUGAGAAACCAGAUCUUCGGCAUGAGUCAGUCUGAGGCUCCCUUCAUGCAGUACAUGCGUGCUGAUGGUAUCCUGGGCCUGGCAUACCCACGCCUGUCUGCUUCCGGCGCUACACCCGUCUUCGAUAACAUGAUGAAGGAAGGCCUGGUCAACCAGGACCUCUUCUCUGUUUACCUGAGCUCUAACUCUCAGCAAGGCAGUGUGGUGACCUUUGGUGGUGUUGACCCCAACCACUAUUAUGGUUCCAUCACUUGGAUUCCCCUCUCCAAUGAGCUGUACUGGCAGAUCACAGUGGACAGUGUUACCGUCAAUGGUCAGGUUGUGGCUUGCAAUGGUGGUUGCCAGGCUAUUGUGGACACUGGUACCUCUCUGGUCGUUGGACCUCAGAGCAGCAUCAGCAACAUCAACAGUAUGGUGGGAGCUAGCAGCCAGAAUGGAGACUAUGUUGUCAGCUGCAAUAACAUUGCCCAAAUGCCAGCUGUGACCUUCCACAUCCACGGACAGGAAUUCACCCUCCCUGCCUCUGCCUACGUCCGUCAGUCUCAGUACUAUGGCUGCCGUACUGGCUUUGGCAACGGAGGUGACAGCUUGUGGAUCCUGGGUGAUGUCUUCAUCAGACAGUACUAUUCCAUCUUCAGCAGAGCCCAGAAUAUGGUGGGUCUGGCCAUGGCUAGAUAA